ACCAACGACUGAAGAACACCUAAUGACCAUGCAUUAUAGAAACAUGUUUAUUUUUAUUCAGGUUUUUAAGGCACCUGAAGACAGCAUGACUGUACAAAAUCAAACCAGCAUCUCAGAGUUCCUCCUCCUGGGCCUGCCCAUCCAGCCAGAGCAGCAAAACCUGUCCUAUGCCCUGUUUUUGGCCAUGUAUCUUACCACCCUCCUGGGGAACCUCCUCAUCAUCAUCCUCAUUCGACUGGACUCCCAUCUCCACACGCCCAUGUAUUUGUUUCUCAGCAACUUGUCCUUCUCUGACCUCUGCUUCUCUUCCGUGACCAUUCCAAAGUUGUUACAGAACAUGCAGAGCCAAGACCCAUCCAUCCCCUAUGCGGGCUGCCUGACCCAGAUGUACUUCUUCUUGUAUUUUUCGGAUCUAGAGAGCUUCCUCCUUGUGGCCAUGGCCUAUGACCGCUACGUGGCCAUCUGCCUCCCCCUCCACUACGCCACCAUCAUGAGCCCCACGCUCUGUCUCUCCCUGGUGGCGCUGUCCUGGGUGCUGACCACCUUCCACGCCAUGUUGCACACUUUACUCAUGGCCAGGUUGUGUUUUUGUGCAGACAAUGUGAUCCUCCACUUUUUCUGUGAUAUGUCUGCUCUGCUGAAGCUGGCCUGCUCUGACACUCGAGUUAAUGAAUUGGUGAUAUUUAUCAUGGGAAGCCUCAUUCUUGUCAUCCCAUUUCUACUUAUCAUUGGGUCCUAUGCACGAAUUGUCUUCUCCAUCCUCAAGGUCCCUUCUUCUAAGGGUAUCUGCAAGGCCGUCUCUACUUGUGGUUCCCACCUCUCUGUGGUGUCACUGUUCUAUGGGACAAUUAUUGGUCUCUACUUAUGCCCAUCAGCUAAUAAUUCUACUCUAAAGGAGACUGUCAUGGCUGUGAUGUACACUGUGGUGGCCCCCAUGCUGAACCCCUUCAUCUACAGCCUGAGGAACAGAGACAUGAAGGGAGCCCUGGGCAGAGUCACUGGUAAAAGGAAAAAUCCCUUCAUUCUAUGACAGUAGUACUUGGGAGUCUUACAUAAUUUUAUCCGAUAGAUAUAUUGACAUUAAUAUUUCAAAAUUAUUUCAGUUCUCUUUUUUGUCCAUGUGGAAUUUUUUGUUUAAAUGUAAUAUUACAUAAUUCCUGAAUAAGUAAACAGAUGUGGGGGGAUAUAUAGUUGAACUAGGAAAUUGUUCUCAGUAAUCUGCUAGGAAGAUUUUCCUCUUUGUUAAUCCCAAGUGACCUUAAGGAGGUAUAAUUUAAAAUCUUUGAAAGUUCUGUCUUCACUGUUAAGCCACUAAUUUAUUGUGCAUACUUAAAUGCUGUAGGUCUGUUUUAAAUCAUAGUCUGUCCUCUCAUGUCAAUAAUAAGACCCAAACAUCUCAGUCCCCUUCUUUGCUAAAGAAAACUUCAAAUUUUGAAUAAAAUUAUUUUACUCAUUUUCCUGAGCAAGUGUUCACAUCAGUCUGUCUUCUAACUUUGUUUUCUUCUUAAUUUUUAUAUCUGUAUGUCUUUUUUUCUUACUUGACCCAAACCUAAAACAAACUUUCUAUUUGCUUUGCUACCAUAGUUUAGUUUAUCUAUAUCUGAGAAUUAAGUCAUACCUGAGGCUCUAAAAAGGACUUCUCAAGCAUGGGUAAGGGGACCAAAGACUGCUUAAGAACCUCCCUCAUUGUUUAGAAUUCAUUUAUGUCAGCUUUUUUUAAAUUGUUUUUUAAAU
Sapajus apella (tufted capuchin) is the source of this 1734-nucleotide messenger RNA. RefSeq names its product olfactory receptor 1E5. Gene Ontology annotation, cellular component: membrane. NCBI's taxonomy places the organism in Eukaryota, Metazoa, Chordata, Mammalia, Primates, Cebidae. Gene Ontology annotation, molecular function: olfactory receptor activity; G protein-coupled receptor activity. The coding region runs from base 23 to 1030 and encodes 335 amino acids. Gene Ontology annotation, biological process: G protein-coupled receptor signaling pathway. The record is from RefSeq and is a predicted model, not a curated record. The transcript has a single exon.